UGGUCCCGGGCCCCUUUUACGUUCUCUCUUCCUAGACAGAUCUUCUCCCCUAGGCUUAAACCCCGAUUCCUACGUCUAGGCCUUUAUUUCGCCCCUUAGCCUUCCUCCAGUUGUGUUGUGGACUCUCGGAGGGAAGGAGCCGCCGCCGCCCGCUCUCUUCCUGUUUCCUCCCACCGUCCUGAGCCUCAAAGAGGAGCUCGUCAAGUGAGGGCCGGCGUGGCUUCAGCAGACGCUACUGAGCGUGCUCGGCUCCGGAGAGCAUGCUCAGUGACAGCCAAGCCGCAAAAUUUCGGACGGGCAGCAGGCUGUAGUAUUUACUGCGCGGAAGGAAGCGCCAGUGGCCGGGCGGUAAACAACAGCCUCCUGGGGUAGGGGCGGGCGGUGUUGCUGCUGCUGCUGCGCCGGGGAGCGCCCCCAUGGAGCGGGCGGCUAGAGAGCAGGGCGACCCCCUCUCUCGAACCAGCGGCCCUAGGGGACCAGUGCUGCACAUCGUGGUGGUCGGCUUCCACCACAAAAAGGGCUGCCAGGUUGAGUUCUCGUAUCCUCCUCUAAUCCCAGGAGAAGACCAUGACAGCCACAAUUUGCCAGAGGAAUGGAAAUACUUGCCUUUCCUUGCAUUGCCAGAUGGUGCUCACAACUAUCAAGAAGACACUGUGUUUUUCCACUUGCCGCCACGAAGUGGAGAAGGAAGCACUGUGUAUGGCGUCUCGUGUUAUAGACAGAUUGAAGCUAAGGCUUUGAAAGUGCGGCAAGCAGAUGUCACCCGAGAAACAGUACAGAAAAGUGUCUGUGUUCUGAGUCAGCUGCCUCUGUAUGGGCUCCUUCAAGCUAAACUGCAGCUAAUUACACAUGCCUAUUUUGAGGAAAAAGACUUCUCACAGAUUUCUAUUCUUAAGGAACUUUAUGAGCAUAUGAAUAGUUCACUGGGAGGAAGCCCCCUGGAAGGGUCACAAGUUUAUCUUGGUCUGUCUCCACGAGACCUUGUCCUUCAGUUUAGACACAAGGUUUUAAUUCUUUUUAAACUGAUUCUUCUAGAGAAAAAGGUUCUGUUUUAUAUCUCCCCCGUGAAUAGGCUAGUGGGAGCACUAAUGACUGUCUUAUCCCUCUUUCCUGGUAUGAUAGAACAUGGCCUUACUGACUGUUCACAGUAUCGGCCAAGAAAGAGCAUAUCGGAAGAUACUGGCCAGCAGGAAGUCCCACCCACUUCAGAUGAUUAUGUUUCUUGGUCUUCUGUGGAUGUUCCAAAUGCAAAUCUGGAAAAAACUGAGAAAGGCCAAAAGUUGUCAGGAAACCAAGCAGGGGACAUACAGAAGGUAGAAGUGCCUUUAUCCCAGAUACAGGCUAGUGGGAAUGAAACUCAGGCCUCCAGAGACGCUGGGCAGCAUUUGAAACCUCCUCGCACUUCACCGGAGUCAUCUGAAAGUGACUGGGAAACGUUAGAUACUAGUGUUCUGGAGGAUCCUGGCUCAAAAGGAGAACAUGAAACAACUUCAGUAGCAGGGCAGAAUGAAAUCCAUUUGAAGGAAUCUACAGUUUCUGAAAGCAUUCCAAUUACUGUGCAACCUCAGGCUAAUACAGGCCACACAAUACUUGUUCCUGGACUUAUAUCUGGUUUGGAAGAGGACCAGUACGGCAUGCCAUUAGCAGUCUUCACUAAGGGGUACCUUUGCUUGCCAUACAUGGCACUGCAGCAACACCACCUCCUCUCUGAUGUAACCAUUCGUGGUUUUGUUGCUGGAGCAACCAACAUUCUCUUUCGGCAGCAGAAGCAUCUAAGUGAUGCUAUUGUAGAGAUUGAGGAAGCUCUGGUUCAAGUCCACGAUCCAGAGCUCAAGAAGGUUUUGAAUCCCACAACAGCUGACCUGAGAUUUGCAGACUUCCUGGUGAAGCAUGUAACUGAGAACAGGGAUGAUGUAUUCCUGGAUGGAACAGGCUGGGAAGGAGGGGAUGAAUGGAUCCGUGCCCAGUUUGGGUCAUAUCUCCAUGCACUGCUUGCUGCUACUCUACAGCCAGAUAGUGAAAAACUAUUGUCGGAUUUUGGAACCACCUUUGUAGCUGCAUGGAAGAACACACACAAUUAUAGAGUGUGGAACAGCAAUAAACACCCAGCUCUUACAGAGGUAAAUCCUAGUCAUCCAUUCCAAGGCCAGUAUUCAGUUUCAGAUGUAAAAUUAAGAUUAUCACAUUCAGUUCAGAAUAGUGAACGGGGUAAGAAGAUUGGAAAUGCUAUGGUUACUACCAGUCGGAAUGUUGUACAGACAGGAAGAGCUGUAGGUCAGUCUGUUGGAGGGGCUCUUACAAGUGCAAAGUCAGCCAUGUCCUCCUGGCUUUCCACUUUCUCCCAGUCGACGCACAGCCUUGGGGAGUGAUCAUGCUGCCGUGGACCAAACCCUGGCACUUCUUUUGAGAGAGAAACCAAAUGGUUCCGCUAACAACGUGCACACGAAUUCAAGCAGCAUGAGGAUGAAGGAUGGCCUUUCAAGCUGUAUCACAGGAUGUCAUUUGCAUCCAUGCCUCCUUGUGUUUUUAAAUCUGAGCCUUUGUAAAGACAAUAGUUAAACGAGCCUUGUCGCAGGAUAGGCUUUAUUUUCCAUUGUAUGCUGCUCCUUGCACCGUGAAGAUGUUUUAUGUAAACUUUGAUGUCUUUUAAACUCCAAAUCUCUAGACUUGUUUUUUUAAACUUCGGAAUACAGUUGGGUUGUAUUCCAGCUUGAAACAGAAAUUAUGCCCCAGAAGCUAACAUUUCAAGACCUAGUUCUAUAUAUACACAUACAUACACUCUAAGUUCCUUUCAUUUCAGUGCAACAUACUUCCACAAACUUGUGCAAAGAGGGAUGUAGCCCAAUACUGCAGUUCUAAGCACCUGUGAGUGAAGUGAAGUAAAAACAAAUUGAAUUUAAAAUAAAGGAGCAAAACUGAGUUCUCAGCUGUGGCCUUAAUACUUUGAACACCAAAUGAAAGCUAAUACCAUGUCUCCGGACUACUAUCAGAAGUUUUGCACCAGUUUCCCCUUUUUACAAACCCAGUCAGCAGCGUUUUAAAUUUUAUCCCAAAGUUAAAUUAAAUUUAGAAAGACAUAGAUAACAAAGAGUCUACAAAGCUUGGCUGAACUACAUGUCUUCCUCCUACCUUCUCCAAGAAGCACUACUUGCUUGGAACAGGUGGCUGGGAAACUUAAUAGAAACUCAGUAAUUCAAGGCCCCACUCGAUUAAUGAAGUGAAUGUAAUUUUUUUGGUUUAAGUGGGGGUACUGUUCGAUUUCAUGUCCCCUUUGGCUUAUGCUGUAUUCCCAUAGUAGGUGUUACUUUCACCACUGAAUACAUAUAACCUCUUUAUAACCUCUACCUCUUUGACAAAGUUAAGCUCCAUGUGCAAGAGUCAGGAGUACAUAAUAAUUUUCUCCCUAGCUGCUAUAGAACUUGCAAUGUGUGGAUCAGCAAAGACUUGAAAAAUGAUUAUUGUAACUAUGUAUUACUUGGUUUGCUGCAAGCUAUGAAUGUAUGUAUUGCAGUAUCAAGAACUAUUCCCCUCUUGCAGUGUGGGCAUCAGGGAAGUUAUACAUAUAGCAACCUAAUUUGGUUUGGGGUAAAAGGGCACUUCUGAGAGCAUGAUUGUCACUUACCAAAAAGAAAUAAAACAAUACCAAGGCUCCCUUCAGUUCUUUUUAUUUUUAACUUACAGUCCCCACCUUCCAGCUCCUCCUAGCUAGCUAUCCUUGUUGAUUUCUCUCCCCUUUCAAACCUUAAAUGGUCCAAAUGGAUGAAGGCCAUAUAAAACUUUUCUUCAAGUUGUGUCCUCUAGAGCUAGACUGCUUACUCGAUCUCCUGAAAACUGAAUAUUCACAGCAUUACAAUAACAGUUUGCUCUGGUACAGACAAUGCAACUUGCCCCAGUCAAAGGUUCCUGCAUUCUGCCCAUGUCCAGAAGGCCUGGUCUGCAGGAGUGGGGGUGGUUGCACUACAGAAGGAUUUUUGUGCAAAAAAUUUGUUUACAGCUAUCACAUGUAAGAGAAAGCAUGUGCAUGUGGUUAACAUGUACAGAUCUAUUGCUUAUAGGGAAUGAAAGCAGUGGACAAUUGUAACAUCUGUAAAUACACUUCUAUGUUAACUCAAGAUACUGUGCACAUCUUAUGCUGUUGAAAUAAUGGUCCUGGGGACAGUGCUGCUCUGAUUAAUCAGCUUCAGGUAGCUUCUGGCAAGCUGUUUUGAGCACAUACUUUUCCAAAAUCAUUCUUUGAAACAGCACGUAGCUAACAUCUUGUAUUCUUCAAAUGAGUAGAGAACUUUCUUCCGCUAGUAGUAAUACACUGCUCUAAUAUGAGCUAAAUUAUGAUUCCGUUCUCUAGCCAGAGUUUACUGUAUUCACGAAAAAACAUUUUUACCAUAAGGUACUGUGUAGAGGUCAGCCUUUUAUUAAAAACCACAGAAUAAGUGCUUAUGCUAUGACAGUCACUGCAAUGGAAACAGGCCAAAACACCUUCUCCAACUACAAAGAAAUCCUUCUAGUUGUAACAUCACCUAACAUAAUGUGCUGGUUUUCCUCUUCCCUUAAAGUGAACACCUUUUUAUAGCUGAUUAAUUUUUAGGCUGCAUAAUGAAGGAUCUGCAGUACCUUUAGAAGAUGGGAUUGUGGUUAAAUGUGUCAUUUAAACAGUUUAAUGUACAACCGUUAAUAGCCACCACCUUGGAGUGAAUGUUCACUAUUUUAUGCACCAUUUAAACAUCUUUAUACUUUUCUGAAAGUAGUCUGGCAGUAUUUAAUUGAACAAGUAAUGGUGUCAGUACAGUUUAAAGUGUUAUAGCAUAUCAUUUUCUGAUAAGAAAAACUGAAAAGCCUGUCAAUCUGUUUUUUGUGCACUACAAGCUACAAAUAAGUACUCAUCAGCUAUAAUAUACACCGGACAAUUGUCAUAAUUACAUAUUGUAGGGUGUGAAUUUGUAAGGUAGCAUACAUGAGUACCAGAAGGCUCUUGUGAAAGUACCACAUGGAUAGUCCAAUAGUUAGGAAUGUGUCUCUCCCUGCCCCCAUUAAUAGCUUCCCCUUGGGCCAUGGUCUAAUUCAGUAGAAACUGCACAUAAGAGUUGAUGCUUACGUAAAACACAUUCAUUGAAAAGAUAAUCAAUUCAACUAAUAUACUGAAGACAGUAGCACUACCAUUCAUUGAGGUGGUAAAAAUAAGAUGUAGCACAAGAUGCUGUUCCAGUUCUAAUCAUGGUUUACAUUGUGAUUUUGCUACUUCUAUUCUUGGAGGGGCAUUUCUCAAAGUUAAGAUAGGGAUCUGGAUCUAGCUAUGCUUUCAGUGACAUUCAUUAAAGGCUGGCUUGUAUAAGUUUCUACAAGGGAUGUAAUUGAGAAUAAGUCGGCAUCUUAUUUAUAUAAAAUGUGGGAUUCAAGAUCUGCUUAAGAACAGGACGGUAUAUGAGCCUAUCCUACCAUGCAAAAUCCACACACCAAAGUGUGUGUGAGCCAGUCCCAAGCAGCAAAACCAUUCAGUCUCCCAAUAUGUGAAUCAGUUACAUGGCCAAUAGUGCAAUCCUAAGACUUGUUCUCAUUAGCAAGCAGAUGUUCAGAACACAACACACUAACUGGUGUGCCAGCACAUUGCAUAGUGUAAUGUUUCAUGGCCACUGCAGGAUUAUGCUGGUUUUCAUCCUACAGUGUUUAGGAUAAGGCUGCUAAAUUGAUAUUUUGUAAGACUUGUUUUGUGUGCUGGUGCUUUCUACUAGAGUUAUAUAUUUGCAUCAUGCACAAUGCAAUUGAUUUUAGAUUUUUAAUAUCUUGCAGUUAUUUAGAAAUGUGUACUCUAUUACUAUUAGAUAGGCUAGAAAUACCUCUACUGCUUAAUUUCUCAGUCCUAUUUCUACUCCAAAUUUAAGACUUCAUCCAUCCUACAAGGCUUGUUUUGAAGUAUACAAAUACCGUAUUUUACGGACUAUAAGACGCACCUUAAUUUUAAUCCAGUUUUUCAGAGUUUUAACAUAUUAAACUGUUAAAACAUAUAAGACGCACCUGAAUUUUGGCGGAUAUUUUUCGAGGAAAAAAGUGAGUCUUAUAGUCCAUAAAAUACAGUAAAUUGACUGCCUAAUCAUGGACUGUGGUGUAAAUUUCCACUUGAUCUUUAAUACUAGCCUCAUGGGAGAAGAGGGUUGAUAAGGUAUUUCAUCUAUUGUCAAUGUGCAAAGUUACUGUAUACAAAAGACUAUUAAUGCUUUUGCUCUAUAUUUUGUUCUAAAGAAAAUAAACAUAGUUCUGGUUUUGCUUGAAUGUA
Hemicordylus capensis (graceful crag lizard) is the source of this 6268-nucleotide messenger RNA. It is a transcript of the gene AVL9, whose product is annotated as AVL9 cell migration associated. Gene Ontology annotation, cellular component: cytoplasm. The coding region runs from base 417 to 2369 and encodes 650 amino acids. Lineage: Eukaryota; Metazoa; Chordata; Lepidosauria; Squamata; Cordylidae. The record is from RefSeq and is a predicted model, not a curated record. The transcript has 16 exons.